GGAAGAGGCACAUGUGGGGAUUCCCAAUGGACAACAGCACAAGAGACUUCAAGGAAGGCCUCCAAAUUGGAUGAAGAGGAGAUGGAGGACUUUGUAUUGCUUUGAGGCAGUGUGGGACAGUUUCCUGCACAACUCCCUCCUGCUCAACCGCAUCACUCCCUAUGGAGAGAAGAUCUACAUGACCUUAUCUGCGUAUCUGGAGCUGGACCAUUGCAUCCAGCCUGCCAUUAUCACCAAAGACAUCUGCACGGUCUUUUACUCCCGAGACGCCAAGGUUUCCCCCACCCCGUUCUCUCAAGAACUCUUUGGGACUGGAUACUCCAAACCUCCUGACUGGACCCCUGAGAACAGCUCACGUGCCUCCAGUCCCUCCUGCUCAGACUAUGAAAACUUCCCAAUGGUUCCCACUCUGGAGACCUCCUACCUUGCGCGGGCUGCAAAGAACAAGUUCCUCAACUUGGUGCCUGAUAUUGAAGAAAUGCGACCAGGGUGAGUAAUGCCAUAUUAACCCAAAUACUGUCACUAUGACAUGUGUCUCACAGACCAAAUGUAAGUCGAUACUCAUGUUCUCUAGUUCAAGCAGAAAUGAUGUGAAUGUGUGAAUCUCUGAAGUGAAGUGUGUUCAGCAGCACCACAGGGAACCAUGUGUUCAUUUUUCUAUUCUUAUUCUGGAAUCAAAACCUCAUCUAACUCUCAUUGUGUUCAUUUUUUUUAUUUUAUUUUAACAUUGUUAUUUUUUUUUCUUAUGCUUUUAAUCAUUCCACCAUGAAGGUUUCUAUGAAAUGUAACAGAGGGCAUUUAUUUCUUAAUUUUUUUAACCUUAUUUUGCACAUUAACACAUAUCUAUAGCAAGGACAGAGACACAGUCACAUAUGUUGAGUCCAGGAUUGUAUUUGAGCAUCAGGAACAAAUAAUAAGAGCACAUAUCAGGAGUACACUGGAUAGCUGUUUCUCAAAGGGUUUAAUAGAAGGAAAGAAGUUAAAGGGACUACAUAUUCAAAGGUCUUAUUUCUGAUACUACCCCAUGAAAAUAUUUGCUCUGUGUGCCGUGCUGCAGCUGCUACAUUC
Molecule: messenger RNA, 1068 nt
Organism: Oreochromis niloticus (Nile tilapia)
Lineage: Eukaryota; Metazoa; Chordata; Actinopteri; Cichliformes; Cichlidae
Product: kinesin-like protein KIF1B
Exons: 4
Coding region: 71-493 (140 amino acids)
Source: RefSeq, a predicted model, not a curated record